Messenger RNA from Aspergillus thermomutatus, 1317 nucleotides. Its product is annotated as Zn(II)2Cys6 transcription factor. The record is from RefSeq and is a predicted model, not a curated record. Gene Ontology annotation, molecular function: transcription cis-regulatory region binding; zinc ion binding; DNA-binding transcription factor activity, RNA polymerase II-specific. Gene Ontology annotation, cellular component: nucleus. The coding region runs from base 1 to 1317 and encodes 438 amino acids. NCBI's taxonomy places the organism in Eukaryota, Fungi, Ascomycota, Eurotiomycetes, Eurotiales, Aspergillaceae. Gene Ontology annotation, biological process: positive regulation of transcription by RNA polymerase II. The transcript has 3 exons.
AUGACGCUAGGCUGUUUCCAAUGCACCAAACGCCGCAUCGUCUGCGACAGAGCCCACCCCAUCUGCAAGAAAUGUCAGAAGAAAGGUAUUGAGUGUUCCGGGCUGGGCCGCUUCCGAUUCACCGAUGGUGUCGCCUCAAGGGGUCGAUUGAAGGGGUGCGCGAUUCCGGCUGUGGACGUUGCCCCUGAGAUUGUUUUUGCGCAGACCCAGACCCAGACCCAGAGGCAGCUCCGAUGGCGGGAGGGGAGGGUCUAUAGACGGUCGCGGAAGGCCAGGGUCGAUCCGGUUACUGAACGGGGUACCAAUACUGGUGCAGAGGGGGACGCGCCUGACGAGGUGGAGGAGGUGCAGAGGGGGACGGAUACAAAUGCGCUGUGUGUUGCGCCGUGGGUGGCUCCGCUGGGUGCGCGCGCGCGGAUGCUCUUCUCGCACUUCGCCCGGGACGUUGCGCCGGUCAUGGUCCUCCUCGAUGACGUCUCGAACGGAUACCGAGACCUGCUCCUCCCGAUGGCCUGCACGGACGACCUGGUGCGACAGGCGGUGGAAGUCGUCGCGACGCAGUAUCUAGCCCAGCUGCAGCCGUCUUUCCAGCAUGCGGCCGACACCGGCCGCGCGGCGAUCAUCUCCCGGCUGCGUCGGGAAUCCCUACACUUCUCUCCGGACAGUGUAUUCAGCGCCUCGACCUGGGCCACGCUGAUCGUCCUCCUGGUCGGCGAAACAAUCACCGGCAGCGACGAGUACCACCACCUCCUCCAGACCUUGCUCUGCCUGGUGCGCAACCUCGCGCCGCAGGUCCCCUCCGACGCAACCCGCUUCCUCACCAAGCAAACCCACAUGUUCCAACUCCUCGGACUACCGCUCCUGAGCGAACACCACGGCAUGCAUAUCCUCCAAACACCCCCCGACCAAACCCUCGACUGGCUCGCCUACGACCUCCCCGCCCACUCAUCCCACCACACUCUCGUCGGCCUCACCCGCCAGGCCUUCACCCUCGCCGCGCACAUCUACCUCAACCGCAUAACCACCAACACCGACCAGCGGGACCUAACCGAGCGUCUCCGCCGACUGAUCAGCCAGAUCGACCCCGACGGGCCUGGCGCGCAUGCGCUCGUCUGGGCGUGCUUCAUUGCGGCGGCUGACACCGCAGACGAGACGCAUCGGCGGUUUUUCGUGGAGCGCAUGGAAAGGGUCUACCUGAAGACAAGAUUCCGGAAUGUGAUAACGGCCGUGCAGGCGUUGCCGGGGAUCUGGGCGCGGCGGGGGGAGAGACGCUGGACGGAGGAUCUGUUUCGGUCUACGGCUGCACUGGUGAUGUAA